CGGAGGCGGGAUGCUCAGGGCGGCAGAGCCCCGAGAGGCGCGGGUGGAGGCGGGUGGCCACAGUCCCUGGGCAGCGCCACCCUCUCAGUCCAAGCGGCUCACCUCCUUCCUCAUCCAGGACAUCCUGCGUGACCGCGCGGAGCGGUGCGGGGGACACGCAGGCAGCUCGCAGCACCAGCGCCAGUCCGACCCGAGGAGUGACUCUGCGCCAGAGCCGGAGGAAGCAGGAGGUCGCGGCGUGGCUCUAGGGGACCCGCCAAAUAUCCAACCCAGUCCUGCAGAGGCGCCGGCUGAACCCGAGACAGAUGGGCAUUUUGAGACUUAUCUGUUGGACUGUGAACAUACUCCAGGCGACUUACCGAGCACCCCCCAGGUCCCCAAGCCGACCCAGAAGCGUUCCAGGGCAGCUUUCUCUCACACUCAGGUGAUCGAGUUGGAGAAGAAGUUCAGCCAUCAAAAGUACCUGUCUGCCCCUGAAAGGGCUCAUUUGGCCAAGAACCUCAAACUCACCGAAACCCAAGUGAAGAUAUGGUUCCAGAAUAGACGCUAUAAGACUAAGCGAAAGCAACUGGCAGAAGAUCUGGGAGUCUUGGAGAAGAGCUCACCUUUGUCUUUACCAGCCCUGAAAGAAGACAGCCUAUCCAGCACCUCAUUGGUCUCCAUGUACACCAGCUACCCCUAUUACCCGUACCUCUAUUGUCUGGGCAGCUGGCGUCCAACUUUCUGCCCAGGCCCCAUGUUAAAGUACUGUUUGCUGCCUCUUGCUGCUGCUGACCACUGUGGCAGAGAUGGAUCACACAAAAGGCAGAGGAGUCCAUUUCACUUCUCCUUUUAAUCUGUCUUCUUAAAAUCAUCAGUUAGUGCUGGCUUUCUCUGUCAUUCUGAAUUGAAUCCUUUUCGGAAUGCACCUUCCCUGGGAUUAAACUACUGCAGUGCACAGUGUGUGGCAAAAGAGAAAGGAAGGGAAGGCUGUGUUUAAAAUUGUUUUGACUCCAUUUUGCUUUCUCACCACUGGAACUAGUCAUUCACCCACACCUGAACUGGUGGAGAAUAUUUGAAAUGGAAUCUGUUGUCUGGACCAUGGUAAUGGGAUGGUGCCUUGGACCAUAUCAGCGGGAUGACCGAUCUCUAUCCUGUUUCAUAAGUCAGCAAACCCCACUCCGACCUGUGACAUGAAAGUUUGUGACUUGAAGUUUGGUAAAGCACUCUAAUCAAACUUUAUUAUUUUUCUAUGUAUUUUUUGCAACACAUGACUUUUUAAAAAUAAAGCU
Phodopus roborovskii (desert hamster) is the source of this 1271-nucleotide messenger RNA. RefSeq names its product NK3 homeobox 1 (gene Nkx3-1). Gene Ontology annotation, biological process: cell differentiation; regulation of transcription by RNA polymerase II. Gene Ontology annotation, cellular component: nucleus. The coding region runs from base 11 to 835 and encodes 274 amino acids. NCBI's taxonomy places the organism in Eukaryota, Metazoa, Chordata, Mammalia, Rodentia, Cricetidae. The transcript has 3 exons. The record is from RefSeq and is a predicted model, not a curated record. Gene Ontology annotation, molecular function: DNA-binding transcription factor activity, RNA polymerase II-specific; RNA polymerase II cis-regulatory region sequence-specific DNA binding.